Onychostoma macrolepis is the source of this 585-nucleotide messenger RNA. RefSeq names its product NADH:ubiquinone oxidoreductase subunit A1 (gene ndufa1). The record is from RefSeq and is a predicted model, not a curated record. The coding region runs from base 300 to 512 and encodes 70 amino acids. The transcript has 3 exons. NCBI's taxonomy places the organism in Eukaryota, Metazoa, Chordata, Actinopteri, Cypriniformes, Cyprinidae.
UUUAUGUUAUGCAUGUCCUUAUUAACAAAGUGGCCAUAAGUCUGUUAAUGCUGUAGUAGUUUUAAUAGUAUAAGACUUACGCUAAGAGCCACAACGUGGCGCUGCGGUAUUACAGCGGAGGUUUUCAGAUGCGGAAGUGAAUUAUACACAUAUCGGAAGUUGUUUUUGUGACCGUCAGAAGGGUAGACAUUUUGGCCCAUGUAGACGACAAUUUUGCGAGAUUCUCUAAAAAACAUAAAAAAAAUCUUGUCCUUCGCAGUAAUUUCUCUGUGUUUGUACACUCACAUUUCACCACAAUCAUGUGGUAUGAGAUAUUGCCCGGUUUUGCUGUUAUGACAGUUUGUCUGAUGAUUCCUGGCAUCGCAACUGCUCAAAUCCAUAAGUUCACAAACGGUGGAAAGGAAAAGAGGACCGCACGGGUUCCCUAUCACUGGUAUUUGAUGGAGAGAGACAGGAGAGUGUCUGGAACUGGAACACACUACCAUGCCAAGGGACUUGAAAACAUCAAAUGAAGAGCCACCAAGCAACAAUUGAAAUGUACAUUUUGUCCAGUAGUCUAUUAAAACGUUAUCUUUAAAUUAUUAA